This is a messenger RNA of Emiliania huxleyi CCMP1516, 303 nucleotides long. RefSeq lists its product as hypothetical. Bases 1 to 303 code for a protein of 100 amino acids. The transcript is spliced from 2 exons. The record is from RefSeq and is a predicted model, not a curated record. NCBI's taxonomy places the organism in Eukaryota, Haptophyta, Isochrysidales, Noelaerhabdaceae.
AUGGCCUCCCACCGCAUCGGCGCCCGCGUCGCGGGCCUCUCGCCAGAGCAGCUGUGCGCCAUCAUCGAGGCGCAGGCGGGCGCGAGCGACGCCGCGCUGCGCGUGGCGGAGGAGCACGCCGCACGGCUCGUGGAGCAGCCCGAGUGGGUGCUCUCCGAGGUCCUCCUCUCGCCGGACCUCGCCCCGCACAUCCUCGCCCAGCUGCCGACCAAGGAGCACGCCGCCAAGGGGACGGGCCGCUUUUAUGGACCCGGACGGGACGGAGCUAAGUGCCUCGCCGUCGUCCUCGCAGGAGUCGCUUAG